AUUGUUAAAGCGAGAGAGAGGAAUGAACACACACACCUCCACCACACUCACACACCGCAGGCAGGUAGCCUACAGCUGAGUGGUGCGUUACCUGAUCAGCUUCUCCGUCUGUCCGACUUGCUUUAGGCUGUAACAAACCAGAAUUGUCCACGUUUAAUGUAUUGAUCGUCAGGAAUGGAUUACUCGAUUAACUUUUCUUUUGGUAAAAUCAUAGCAGCUGUCGACAUGUUUGGAUAAGAGCGCACAGACAGUCUGGAGUUUAACUUUAUGCUCGUCACUUGUCAGAAGAACUCAACCCUGCCAUUCCUGAAGAGUCUUUUGUUUGAUCUCGAAGUGGUCAUUGAUUGAAACGCCUCUUUCCUUUCAGUCAAACUCAUCCCACCAUAAAGCGGAUGAGCGCAGAAGAGCAGGAGAGGUUGCGCUCCCUCUUUCGCACCUACGACGUGGACAACUCGGGCAGCAUCGAGAGGAACGAGUUUCUCACCAUCUGCGCCGAGCUGCAGGUGCCCGCUGCAGAGGCCGACCGGAUCUUUGACCGUCUGGACGUAGACCAGAACGGGACCGUCACCCUGCAGGAGUUCAUUCUUGGCUUCAACGACAGAUACGGAGAGGAGAUGGAGUCUGACGGGGGAGACGUAUCCGUGGCCUGGGAGAACUUUGAGAGGAAGAUGGGUGAUCAGGCCAAAUACAUCCCCAGGCAUGAACAAGCAUCCACGUUGUACCAGAACAUCAGUCUGACUGAGCCCAGACUGAUUCCUCAGCUGGAGAAAGUCAUCAUGAACUUCACCAAAGAGAUCAAACAGCAGAACUCAGAGAUGGAGAAUCUAGCCCUGGCUAUCAAACGAGCACAGGACCAAGCAUCAAUGCAGCUCAGUGAGAUGGAGGAGGAGAUGGACCAACGUAUUCAUGCUGCUGAGAGAAAAACACGAGAACAGGAGAAGAAGAAAACCGAGGCAGCAGUGAGUGAGGUGCAGAGAAGCUUUGAAAAUGAAGUGUGUGAGCUGCAGUGCAAGAUCCAGAGGAUGCAGAUGAUUGAAGAGAAGUACAAAACCAUCACUGUGAAAGACGAGAGCCCAGCUUUAAAGAAGAAGAUCAACGAGCUAACACUGGAUAACCAGAAGUUAAAACAGGAGCUGAUGAAAUCUCAGACUAAAGUGGCCUGUCUUCGUAGUGAGAUGGACAGCCUUCAGACAGAACUAACAGAUCAAAGCAUCAGCUCUGAACGGGACGAGGAGCUCGUGAAACACUUCUCCGACGAGCGAGACGUCCUGGAGAGUCAGAUCGAGAUCCUGCAGAUCGCUAACAGGAAGCUCCAUGACAGCAACGAUGGCCUAAGAUCUGCCCUGGAGAGGUUUACAAGGUCUGGUAACGAGGGGUCGCCAGAAGGCAUAAAGAACAGAAACAGAAGCAAAAGUAUCUGCUACACGUCAUCGCAUGCGUUAAUGGAUCGGUUCUGCCAGCGUAUGGAUGAUUUCCCUCUGUACAGUCGUCGGCCCAGCGGCGACACUCUAGCGUUGGCCAUGUGUGACCCAGGCCUGAGGCGUAGACACAGCAGUGAGUGUGAGGAGGACAGUCUACCUGAGGUCUACAUGGACAGCGGCCUGUCGACACUCAGAAGCUCACACCAAGGCUACGACUCCGAGCCAGAGGUCAAAGGUCCUGAGGAAGAGGAAGAGGAGGUGGAAAAGAUGGAGGAGAGUAAAAGGGAGGAUGAAAUCAACGAAAGCACGAUCGACGGAAACUUAGAAACUGAGCUGGCAGAAACACAGGACGCUGAAUCAGCAAUCGGGUCUGACAGCAGCUCCAUUUUGGACUGGAAGCCUGCUGAGGUCAUCAGUGUUGCAGAGCCCCCCGCCCGAACUAGACGAAAACCACUCAGUGCCAUCAGCGUUCAGAAAGAGGAAAAAGACAGCACCGAUCUGGGCUACAUGACGUCAGAGAAGGCCUACAGGAUUGUGCUGGCUGGAGAUGCUGCAGUGGGAAAAUCCAGCUUCCUGCUCCGCCUCUGCAAGAAUGAAUUUAAAUUAAACACCAGCUCUACACUAGGAGUAGAUUUCCAAAUGAAGACCCUCAUAGUGGAUGGAGAGCCCGUUGUACUGCAGCUUUGGGACACUGCUGGACAGGAAAGAUUUCGCAGCAUUGCAAAGUCUUACUUCCGUCGUGCAGAUGGUGUGCUGCUGCUGUACGACGUCACCUGUGAGAAGAGCUUCCUCAACGUUAGAGAGUGGGUGGACACUAUUGAGGAUUUGUCCCAUGAGGAUAUUCCCAUCAUGCUUGUGGGUAAUAAGAAUGAUCUUAGGCAAGAUGGAGUUAACUGCGUUCCCACAAGCUAUGGAGAAAAACUGGCCAUGACCUACAACACUCUGUUCUGUGAAACUAGUGCCAAAGAUGGUACGAACACCGUGGAGGCUGUGCUACACCUGGCCAGGCAGGUAAUCAAACAUGCUACGUUUGAUGAUAAGAGUCACUUUCAGAAACUGCCCAGUUUAGAUGCUCCGAGGAAAAAACCAAACUUCUCCUGCUGCUACUGAUCACAUUCAUCAGAUCCUGACUCCACAUCUGUCUUAGUUUGGAAUAAGGACUUAAGAGGCAGAAACCUGAUGAACAGCAAUGAGACAUUUACAUUUCUGCAGAUUCAUGAUUAUUCCUUAUUCCAACAUAAGGAACGAGUUGGAAUCACGGCAAAAUAUUUGCAUCUUCACUUUAGUUCGAGGUUAUGUCCACGUGAUGGUUUGUAUGUCCAUGUUUUAUGAAAUUGUUUGUCCAGCAUGAACUCUCAUAAUGCUAUCACACACUUUUGCAUGAGGUCCUAACAUGUACAGAAUGAAUGCACACUUUGCCCUGGCUGGAACUGCUAUGUUGAAAUGUAAGUCUAAGUAAAUGUUGAAAAGCAAAAGAGAGCCAUGAAAGUGUAAGAUCUGAACAUGAGGCAUGUGAUUUUGAUAAAUGAAAGCAUUUAUCUGAUUACUACUCAUCAGUAAAAGUUCUAGUUUUGAGGAUCAUUUGAAGUUUGUUGGAGAACAGAAAGAAAAACUGAAAUUAGUUGUUUACACAACAAAGAACAUCAAACUUUGAAGCAAGUGAUCUGAAAUGUUUGCUGACACAAAGUCAGUGAAAAGUAUGGAGGGGCUUGAAGAAGAGUUUAUUCCUAUCCAAUAUUCCAUUGUGCAAUAUGUGAUGGAGUCUGUCUUUAUGAUGAUAUCACAAACCAUUAUCCACUGCCUUUUUCACAUCGCCAGCUCAAGGCAUAAUAUUUAUGCUGCUAUAACGUCUCACCUUCAAUAUGGAUGUCACAGGGGCAUGAUGUCAGAACAUAGUCGCCCCCCUGCUGGCACUUGAGGUAGUAACAUAACCGUUACAGAGGCGAGACGAGAUUACUGUUAACCGGGAGGAAUAGCGCUGUUCGUGUGCAUGUCUAAAUGUGUAUGUAUGAAGCUCCUGCUGGGUGUAAAGCUCUAGUUUAGCAAAGCUGCAAUGCAAUGUGAAAUCUCUCACUGGGACACCAACAUAACACUGUUACAGGAUCAAGUACAAAGAUGUGAUGACGGCAGAGCUGUGCUACAGCACUUGUGGACUUGUGAUAUAGAAAGGGCUUCUAUUAUCUUACCCCAACAGUGUUACAUUUCUUUUCAAUUCACUUCCCUUUUAAUGACUAUUUCAUGUGAGUGUUUUCAAUUUGGGAAAAUGCUUCAAAAGCAGUAUGUAGUAUUUGGGGUAUAAAUACUGCAUAAGUCAGUUCAACCACCCCAUUCAAGAAUGCACAACAGUAUAUGACUUUAAAUCAGUUUAAAUGUCUUCAUGUGAUUUUGAGUAUGUCUGAUUGGUUCCUGAUAAUAACAGUAUAUUAUCAGCCAUCUGAAGAGCAGUGUAUAUAUGUGUCAGUAUGCUUCAAAUGAAAUGCUUACUCUAUUUUCAAACAGCAUCUCUGUCACCUCAGUUUGUUCAUUUUAUCAAACCUGUCCUUACGAAACCUGUACUUCAAGGUGAUAGUAAGCUUCUCACUCACUCACCUUUGAGUGUGUCUACUUUGAACUCAUGUAAAACACUUCAGUCCUGUCCUGUUUGUGAUGUCAUCGGCUGACUCAGAGCAUCAAACUGUCUACAUUUUGAGCAAGGAGGAGCAAAACAUAUAGCUCAAGAAUCUGCAGCUUCUUAAUGUGCAUGAAGCUUUAAAGCCAUUGAGAUCUUCAGCAAUUAAAUUUUUGAAUAACUGUGUGUGAGUGUCACAAAAGACACGUGAUACAUGUGUAUGCAAAUAAGAUGUCUGAUGUUACUUUAUCAAUAAAACUUUUGUUUGAAUGUUA
Notolabrus celidotus (New Zealand spotty) is the source of this 4304-nucleotide messenger RNA. It is a transcript of the gene rasef, whose product is annotated as RAS and EF-hand domain containing. The transcript has 17 exons. The record is from RefSeq and is a predicted model, not a curated record. The coding region runs from base 393 to 2531 and encodes 712 amino acids. NCBI's taxonomy places the organism in Eukaryota, Metazoa, Chordata, Actinopteri, Labriformes, Labridae. Gene Ontology annotation, molecular function: calcium ion binding; GTPase activity; GTP binding.